AUGACUGACGCGAAUGCACCCUCAACUGAACAAGCCUCACGUCUGCAGGACGUCUCGGCCGUGCAACUGCGUCUCCCAUCUUUCUGGCCACAGGAUCCGCAAGUUUGGUUUCACCAGGUCGAGGCGCAAUUCUCCCUGUACCGCAUUGCCUCGGAAACGACACGCUACUACCACGUAGCCUCAGUCCUUCCUCCUGAUGUUGCCAGCGAGCUCUCCGACGUCCUCUCCAACCCCUCAGACAGAGACUCGUUCGCCUUGUUCCGGUCGUCGAGCUUUUCCACCUCUCUGGUGGUGCCACCGGCGUUUCCGACACCGAGCCACGAAGUGUACACCUCCUUGUUCGUGGCAGGGAAACGCCUGCUGGGAUCACUGACGGCGGCAUGUGAUCUCACUUCUCGUUCCAGCCUCCUUUUCAUGGUCGCCGACCAGCUAUCGGGCGCCAGGUUCUUUAUAGAUACGGGCGCGGAAAUUAGCGUUGUGCCCCCGACUAAAGCUGAUCGUUCGAAAUCACAGGGGCAAGUGCUUCGCGCUGCUAACGCCUCGUCUAUAGCGACGUAUGGACUCCGAUCUCUCACCCUCGACUUCGGCCCUCGCCGCAUUCUCCGCUGGGUUUUCAUCAUCGCAGACUUUUUUCAACUUAUCAUCGGCUCGGACUUCCUCUCAUACUUCGAUUUGGACGUCAGCGUCCGGCGGCACCGCCUCAUAGACGGUCAGACUCGUCUCUCCACCUCGGGAGUCCUGUCCGACAUCGCUCCAAUGGCCAUCCGCAUGCUGAUACCUUCCUCACCGUUCGAAAAAAUCUUGGCGAGUUUCCCGGAGUUAACAAAAUCUUUCAACCUCACUCAGCCGCCUAAACAUUUGGUGACACACCGCAUCGUCACCUGGGGUCCACCGACAGCCGCUCAACCACGCCGCCUGUUCGGCGACCGCCUAGCAAUUGCUAAAAUGGAGUUUGACCACAUGCUGCAGCUCGGCAUUAUACGCCCUUCGUCAAACGCUUGGGUUUCCCCGCUGCUUUUGGUGCCAAAGCGUGAUCCUGGUGACUGGCGUCCUUGUGAGGACUAUCGAGCGUUGAACGCCAAGACUGUCCACGACAGCUAUCCCCUACCUCACAUUCAGGAUUUUACAUCGCGCCUCGACGGCUGCACUUUUUUCAGCAAAGUGAACCUUGUUAAGGCGUACCAUCAGAUUCCUGUCGAGCCCGCCGACAUACCUAAGACCACCAUCACGACGCCCUUUGGGUUGUUUGAAUACGUGCGGAUGCCUUUUGGACUCCGCAAUUCGGCUCAAACUUUCCAGCGGUUCAUUUCUGAGGUCACAAGGGGCCUCCCUACUGUGUUUGCGUACCUUGAUGAUGUCCUCGUCGCCAGCCGCACGCCUGAAGACCAUGAGCACCACCUUCGCGCUCUGUUCCAACGUCUAGAGCAGUACGGCCUCGUUUUGAACGCCUUGAAGUGUACUUUCGGCGCAUCUGAGCUCGAGUUCUUGGGUCAUUACAUAUCAUCCCAAGGAAUACGGCCUCUCCGAUCCCACGUUAAAUUAAUCCAGAAUUAUCCUCAGCCUACAACGCUGCGCCUAUUACGCCAAUUCCUGAGGCUUAUGAAUUUUUCCAGGCGCUUCAUACCACACUGUGCCGAACUGCUACGACCGCUCACAGACCUCCUUCGGUCAACCGCCGGCCUGUCCUUCGCCAUUCCUUGGUCAUCAGAGGCCCAGGCCGCCUUUAUGGCUGCCAAGCAAGCGGUCACUCACGCCGUGCUUCUUAUCCGCGCAGCAACGCCCAUACUCGGUUGA
Molecule: messenger RNA, 1794 nt
Organism: Rhipicephalus sanguineus (brown dog tick)
Lineage: Eukaryota; Metazoa; Arthropoda; Arachnida; Ixodida; Ixodidae
Exons: 2
Coding region: 1-1794 (597 amino acids)
Source: RefSeq, a predicted model, not a curated record